Lytechinus variegatus (green sea urchin) is the source of this 4430-nucleotide messenger RNA. RefSeq names its product toll-like receptor 3. Gene Ontology annotation, cellular component: membrane. The record is from RefSeq and is a predicted model, not a curated record. Bases 293 to 2860 code for a protein of 855 amino acids. Gene Ontology annotation, biological process: toll-like receptor signaling pathway; inflammatory response; immune response. Gene Ontology annotation, molecular function: protein binding; transmembrane signaling receptor activity. NCBI's taxonomy places the organism in Eukaryota, Metazoa, Echinodermata, Echinoidea, Temnopleuroida, Toxopneustidae. The transcript is spliced from 3 exons.
UGCGCCGCGCCCGCCGCCAGCUAGCUCCGAACACAUACAGACAGCUCACAACAUCAGUGGCGUUCGUUGCAACAUUUUCCCCGACAUUUUUAUUUCUCUUUUAUCGAUUAUUUGGGACGGAAUCGCUGAAAGAAAUUUAUCCAUAUUGAGAUUUUUUUCGCAGGUACGGACCUCAAAUUUGUUACCAUUAGGCCUUCAUAUAAAAAAGUGGCAGACGGUUUGACAGUAGCCAGGAGGAAAUUGACAGUUUCCGAGAAAGAUACCAAGGUGUAUACCAAUCAUCGGAGUAGCCAUGAAGUUAAUGGUGAUCUGCAUAGUUGUCUACCUGAGCCUAUGUGUGGGUCUACUUCCUCAGUGUACCAAAGGAUCACCUACCUCGGGGAUCAAGCCUUUCCCGAAGGAAUGCAUUUUCGUCAGUGAUACCUUUAUAGAUUGUCGCCAUCGGGACCUGAGGACCAUACCUUCUGGUUUUCCAGAGACCGUCGAGACCCUUCUCCUCUCCUACAACUCCAUCCAUGUAAUCACGAACGAAUCGUUCCACGGCCUUGUAAACUUAGUCACCCUGGAGCUCCACCAUAACAGCAUCUCCAAGCUUCAAUCAGAUUUCUUCAAAGACCAGGCGAAGCUGCGGUACCUGUCGCUCAGUCAUAACCAGAUAGGAGAUAAGCUUCCAGACGAUGCCUUCGAGCAUUUACCUGCUCUAGAGGUCCUUGAUCUAUCGUACAUGAACCACGGUUUUACUGUACUUCCUCUAGCUCUGCAGCAGUUGAUCCAUUUGCGCUCGCUAAAUGUUUCAUCAAAUCGCCUGCAGUCUGCAGGUUUCACACCCGGCGUUGCCUUUCCUGCUCUUCUGGAACUACGUCUUGGAAAAAACCAAAUCCAAUCAUUACAGAAUGAAGAUUUCAAGGCAUUGCUGAAUUGUAAUCUUGACUUUCUAGAUCUGACCGAAAAUCAGAUUUCAGCUAUCGAUAGUGGCGUUUUUCACCCUAUAGCAUCGAUUGCUGAACUUGAUUUCUCAAAGGGACUUCGUCCUGCUGCAAUACCCUCUUUAGCGGAAGCUCUUACAGACUACCAAGUCGAUGCUCUCUACCUCAGAGAGAUUGGGCUUGAAAUAUGGAACAGCAACAACUUCAAGUACUUGCGCAAUUCGUCUCUUGAAAAGCUUGACAUUUCGUUUAAUAACAUCACAACUUUGGAUUCAGGAUUUUCAGGACUCUCGAAUAUUUCAUCUCUGAUUAUUCAGAGCAGUCAUGUGGCUCACAUUAGCAAUACAGCAUUUUCCGGUCUUGAGCUUGUAGUAACCCUUGAUCUUAGUGGCAAUGAUAUCGCAGCUAUUACCGAUGGAAUGUUUUCUUCUCUAUCCAACACGAGACUUAAGACACUUUACCUAGACAACAACAAGAUAAAACGUAUUGAUGCUUCAGGAGGAUUUACUGGCCUUUCUAAUCUCCACUACCUGAAAAUUUCGAAAAAUAAGAUUGAACAAAACUUCAUUGGUGAUGAAUUCAAAGACCUUGAUUCGCUAGAAGUUCUCGAUAUGGGGGUCAACCGUAAUAUUUCGUUAUCGCCCGAUGCUUUUCGACUAUUGAAAAAUCUCCAGACACUGUAUCUCAAUCUAGCCAACCUGAAAAAUAUAACUGUUGUCCCAUCUCCUUUCAAUAAAUUAUCCAGCCUUAAGAAACUUGAUUUAAGCAACAACAACAUGGCUGCACUUCACAAGGACACUCUUUCGAAUUUGUCCAACCUCGAGACGGUAUACCUCCAACACAAUAACCUUUAUAACAUGUGGAAUGAGACUGUUUACGUUCCAUUCUUGAAAUACCUUCGACGGCUCAAACACUUGAAUCUGUGUUUCAACGGAUUUCAAAAUAUCCCGAAUGAUUCCUUGAGUAGUCUGCCCGAACUUGAAACCCUUCUCCUGUGUCACAACAAGAUAUCACAACUCCAGGAUGGCAUCUUAGAUGGCCUGCCACUGACUACGUUGGAUCUUGGGUACAAUGAGAUUAACCUUAUAAACCAGACGCUCAUCGAACCCUUACAAGGAUCACUUCAGAUCCUGGCAGUCUCAGGAAAUCCUUUUUCCUGCGGGUGUAAUCUUCAGUGGUUCAGGAAUUGGCUCGAUGUGACCAAGGUUCAUGUCAAUGACAGCAGCCACAUGAAAUGCGCGUCGCCACCGGAAAUGCGGGGGAAACUCGUCAUGGACUUCCAUCCCGAAAGUCUCAACUGUGACCAUCUACUACCGUUUUACAUCUGGAUCAUCAUCGGCGUCGGGUCGGGUAUGGUCUUCGUCAUCGUCGGUCUGUCCGUAAAGUUCCGGUUCCACAUCAACUACUGCUGGAACCUGGUCAAUGCAAGGAGGAGAAAGUAUCAGCGUAUCAAAGGAGAGGAUCGACCAUUCCUGUAUGAUGCUUUUGUAUCUUUCAGCAGCAAGGAUGAGGAUUGGGUCAAAAAUGAACUGGUUCAAAAUCUUGAAGGUGAAAAUGGCUUCCGGCUGUGUCUCCACGAUCGCGACUUCAUCUUGGGCAGGAAGAUCCUCGACAGCAUCGUCGAGGCCGUUGAUAGCAGCCGUUUCACCCUCUGCAUCAUGUCGACCAACUACCUCGACAGCCACUGGUGCAAGAUGGAACGGGAGUUCGCGAUGGCCAACCUGAUCGAUCGCGAUGUCCUCAUCAUCAUCGCCCUCGGUGAGAUCCCCGAGAAGAAACUCACCAAGUACUACAAGCUGCACAGGCUGAUGAUGAAGCGGACGUACCUGGCGUGGCCCGACGAACCGGGCGUCAGAAGAAACGAUUUCUGGGUGAAGCUACGUACCGUGCUGAGGGAACCGGAAUUACGCGUCAAUAAUAACGUCAGCAUAUAGCAAAGUCUGUAAACAUUCUUAAUAAUCCAAGUAGACUUGAUCAUGUCCUUAUUAGAAAAUAAAAACACUUGUCAGCUGGACUUAUUUUAUCUUCUUCUUUUUUUUGCAACGUGUAACUUCUUCAGCCCGAAUGAUCUUUGACGACAAAUUGUUGGUUACCAAUGAGGGGGUCGGAUCAUUCAGAAAGCGCCGAUACGAGGAAUCUUUCAGAUUUUCACAUUUUUAAACUGCGACUGGGAGCGUCGCACUUUGGAAAACAAUAAAAAUAAGUCCAGCUCAUAACUUAAUUUUUUUGUCACUUUGUAGGCCUACAUAAUAAGCACAUAUCCGAGUAAUUACAAUGUAUAUUUAGGUCUGUGUGCUUAUUAAUUAUUGUUUUUAGUGGCCCAGACAUGGAGAAGUGUGUGCGCAGCGCUUUGUAGCCGAAAGUAAAAGGCGCUAUAUCAAAUGACAUUUGGAUUGGAUUGUGCUUACGAGCCGUCAUGUUGUUGCACUGGCAUCGCUUUUUUGGCAUCAUUAAUUAUCUGUUAAAUUCACAUCAAUCCACAAAAAUCAGUGCCGAUAUUGAGUUAUUAUUGUCUUUUCUUUUCAUGAUAAUCGUGAAGGGGGUUAGAGCACUGAGUGUAGACCUACCACCUAGUGCACGUAUUGACACAUCGGAUGAAGUUUCCCCAUUUAAGAUGUUACCAUUGAGCCUAGAUUUCUAACCGAAAAAAUAUUUGAGGUGAUAUACCUGUUAAAUUCAAACGGAACUUCAUAUGAACGCUGUCAUCCGAGAGAGAGAGGGGGGGGGGGGGGAGAAAAGUGGUAAUGAUUUUUAAAUGUUCCAUAAUAAUAAAUUCUGCAUUUCUAUGAGCACGCAGAUAUCAAGGUGACUCGUUUCACGUGAAGCAGAUCUAACAAUAUUUCUGCUACUAAUCAUUAUUGUUGAUAAGGAAAUAUCAUUUUAGUGCAAUAUAUAAUUUAAGCAUCAUCUCUCAUGAUCUUGUUGACUUCAUAUUCUUGUCACAUUAUUAUUUGGUUUUCAAUUCAAAAGUAUUGAAAAUCUCUACGUCUACUCCCCAGAGACGACAUAGUCAUGAAAUGAAGUUACAUUUUGUAUUAUGUCGUACGUAAUAUUUAGAGCCGAAAUACAUUUUUCUGUAAACUCUCAAUAAGACACAAUCUUUCAUUCUUAUAGCACCGAUUUAAACAACACUGCCAGCUUAUGUACAUUUUGUGUUCAAUAUUUCUAUUAGAAUAGUCAUAUUUAUUGUUUGUUAUUUGUAAUAUGUACUAUUAUAUAUAUAUAUAUAUUACUCGGAAAGGAGUGUGUAAGACCCCAUUUUAAAUCUGACGCUGUAUCCUGGUGAGUUUUAAACACGAACUCCCUAUAUGCGCCCGACCGUCAUACCAACCCUGUGUAUCAAAACAUAGGUUUCCGGUGUCAGCUCAUUCUCUUCUGGGGCUGGUGGGGUUUCCCCCACCCCCUUUUUUAGUGCAAGUUUUAACUGAUUUCUUAUUAUAAAUGUAAUCAUUAUAAUGCUUUAGCUAGUUUUUAUUGUAAAUGUUAUAUUACAUUGAACCUUGA